Molecule: messenger RNA, 1621 nt
Organism: Mytilus californianus (California mussel)
Lineage: Eukaryota; Metazoa; Mollusca; Bivalvia; Mytilida; Mytilidae
Product: acidic leucine-rich nuclear phosphoprotein 32 family member A-like
Exons: 8
Coding region: 29-865 (278 amino acids)
Source: RefSeq, a predicted model, not a curated record
UGACGUAAACUUCCGGUUUCUUUCCAAAAUGUCCGAAAGCUCACUUCAGACAGAUAUUAGUCAUGAAACAGGGACAACAGACACUGGACAGCUAGCUAGUACCAGUAUACCGUUAGCUAUAGUACCAGCUUACAAACAUCUUAAACAAGCAAAAGACAGUCCAGGAAGUGUUCCUCAGCUGCCUUCCCACAGAUUUCAGUAUUCAGUAUGGCAUGACUUGAGAGUAGUAUCCAUUAAAGGAACGGAUCUGAAAGCACCAAGAAUAAGAGAAGGACCUGAUGAAAAAGAAGAAGCAUUUUAUAGUCUGAAGGAUGAAGAUAAUCAGUAUAUACAUCACAACUUACAUGGGAGGAGAAGAAUAACACAUCAAACUACCAUGGAAAACUGGGAACAAGCAAAGUCUGCCAGUUUUUGCUACCAGGACUUGAGUGAUGCCUAUCAACGAAAGCAUUUCCAGAAUAUUCUUGGACGCCUUCGUAAUGUUGAGCAGCUCUACCUCGUGGACAAUGGAAUGCAGUACCUCUACUCAUACAGCUUUCCAAAAUGUGAAGUUUUGAAUAUCAACAAUAACUAUAUUUCUUCUUUUAAGUAUUUACCAUCCAUACCUAAAGUUAAGUUACUUACAAUGGAAGAUAAUGAUGUGGAUAACUUUAAAGGACUGGGAAACCUAAAAUCGGUGGAAGAUCUGUAUCUACGUGGAAAUCCAAUCACUUUUUUAAUCAACUACAGACAGAGAGUGUUCCAGAUGCUACCUCAGCUGAAACGUUUAGAUGGUAUCCCACGGUUACAGAGUGACCUUGAAUUUGACCCUGAGUAUGGAGACAUGGAUGAUAGUAUGAAUGAUUCAAGCUGUGUUAUACUGUAAAAUUAAUUGAUGCAAUCUGAUGAUAGACAUUAUUUGGAGAACAUCCUUGUUUACUUGAUAGAUGGUCCUCUGCAUUUAUCCAUUUUGUAAGUUUAGGAAUUUUACAAAAAAAGUGUGUCAAAAUAUAGAAAUCCUUAAACUUCUGUGAUAUUUAUAACAUUCCGUCCUUGAAGACACAAUAUAGCAUAUAUUUUCUAUAUUGUAUAAAUUCUACAUAAAUGAAUAUGUGAUUAGUUUUUAAUGGGAGAAUUUCUUGUUUCUUGUUUCACAUUAAUAAGUAACAUUUUUUUAAUUUUAGGAUUUGUCAUUUUAAUACUGACUUGUGUAAUAUUUGUAACAUUCCAUUGUGAAAGAUAUAUUUUCUAUAUUGUACAUUUUUUUCUGUACCUUUCAAUUUGUAAGGGCUGUUCCAUGAUUGGAAGGGCUGUCAGUAUACACUUUAACUAAAAUUGGAUGGGAGGUUGUAAUUUAGGCAUCAAGAAUCAUGUAGAAUCAAAAAUAGAGAAACAUUUUAUGUAGCUGGGGUAAAAAUGGUUUAUCUCAACAUACACACAAAUCAUAUUCUGGAACAGUCUUUCAGCAAGUUUGAUAGGAAUAUACUUCUCUUUUUUUUUGUAUGAUUCAUAUUAAAUAAUUACAUUUUAAGAGAUAUACUAAUGAUAUGCAAUAUAUUGUACAUAUUUUUACAUAUUUAGCUGGUUCUUUAUUAUUAAUACGACAUGCUGGUUGUGUCACAAUAAAAUAUGUUAUUUGUUA